This is a messenger RNA of Penicillium odoratum, 720 nucleotides long. RefSeq lists its product as uncharacterized. The coding region runs from base 1 to 720 and encodes 239 amino acids. The transcript has 3 exons. The record is from RefSeq and is a predicted model, not a curated record. Lineage: Eukaryota; Fungi; Ascomycota; Eurotiomycetes; Eurotiales; Aspergillaceae.
AUGGCAUCCUUCCAGAUGACGAGGUCGGGGCUAGUAAGCCUCAGCAGGUUUUCGGCUGCAGCAACUCUAGCCGGCGCAGGGGGCUGGCAGCUAUGGACAAUGCAUUGUUAUUUCGAGCCCUUUGGACCCGAAAGUGAUCCUAUCUUUCAGAGCGAUCACUACCAGCGUCACAAUCCGGGAGAUCACCCGUCACUGAAAGAUUCCUGUGUGCGAAAGGUGCCUUUAUCACAAAUCCCACCUGAGUUGGUAGAAGACGCACUCAAGGGGGGUUCAAAGCUCCUCGAGAGGUUCUGCGCGGGCGUAUGGGGUGGUUACGGAUACGCCAUCCAACGGAACAUAUUGGCUCGACUGGGACGGAAUGGCUCAAGUGAAGAAUCAAUACUGUGGGAUAAAAAGCAGCUGCUAAACAGUACUUACGAAGAAGGGACCAACGUAACUGAUCACUUCAUCGUCAUUGGGAAAUCUCCCAGAUCUGUCGUCUUAUGGGGAGCCCAUGCGCCUUCAGAGAAUCCAGAACUCCCACGGGAUAUGGAGAACCUCGCCGAAGUUACUGCAGAUAUCAACGUAGACCAGGGCGUGGCCGAGUUCAGGCUGAAGAAUAUCUUCUACAAUGGCGUUGAGCGGACAUCGAAAGAGCUGUUUCCGCCACCGAUCGUGUGGCUGCAUUUCCAAUACUGCAAAUUGUUGCUUGAGGGAGGAGUGAGCCACUGCACGACGUAG